AUGACUGGAAUAAUUAAGAGAGCUUUUUGGGAUGCCCCAGAGGGCCAAAUUCACUACCGCUACAUCCUCACCACUGCAACUGAGAAAAAGGCACCCGUAGUCUUUCUGCAUCAAUCUGCAUCAUGUGGGUGGUCCUACCAGUCGAUGAUGAAGCAGUACGCUGAGCGUGGGCACGAUUGCUACGCACCAGACAUGCCAGGGUUUGGGUGCUCGUAUGACCCGCCUGAGGAUCCGGCAAGUACCAGAUACUACGUUGAUAUCUGGAUGGGACUAUUUCGCCACCUGAAACUGCCUAAAAUGCAUUUAAUUGGACACCACUCCGGCUCUGCUCAUGCUAUGGAAUUGGCAGCCAUCUAUCCUACUGAGAUUUUUACUGUCGCUCUCUCGGGACCAGCGUUGAUGAGUGAAGAAGAACAGGCGGCUUCAUACAAGAUCAUUGGAGGCGAAUGGAGCAAGGUCUGGAAUACACUAAAUGGACCGCUUUGGGACACCCUCGAGCUGAAGAAUCACGAAGUUAUCGACAGUCUCCGCGCUUGGAAGGGUCGUGACCAGGCGUAUGGCGUGUCUUUUUUUCAGCCAAAGCUGAAAUACUUCAAGAGCAUUACGAUUCCAAUCCUAGCCAUGUGUUCGAGGGACGAUAUCCUUUGGCCUUGCUUUCACUAUUGCAAGGAACUGCAACCGGAGGCGCGAUGUGAGGUGACGAAAGGUAACUUGUUUGAGAAUGGCAAGGAAGUCGAAGGAAGCAUUUCUUAUUAUCAUAUGGACUUUUUGGACAAGCUGGGCGCAUGAUGACAGUUAGCAGAGAAUUGAUGAGAUCGCUGAGCGAGCAUUUAUG
This is a messenger RNA of Hyaloscypha bicolor E, 835 nucleotides long. RefSeq names its product alpha/beta-hydrolase. The record is from RefSeq and is a predicted model, not a curated record. NCBI's taxonomy places the organism in Eukaryota, Fungi, Ascomycota, Leotiomycetes, Helotiales, Hyaloscyphaceae. The transcript is spliced from 4 exons. Bases 1 to 789 code for a protein of 262 amino acids.